Salvia splendens (bonfire salvia) is the source of this 659-nucleotide messenger RNA. Its product is annotated as chaperone protein dnaJ-like protein. The transcript is spliced from 3 exons. The record is from RefSeq and is a predicted model, not a curated record. Bases 131 to 472 code for a protein of 113 amino acids. Lineage: Eukaryota; Viridiplantae; Streptophyta; Magnoliopsida; Lamiales; Lamiaceae.
CUGGCCCAGUGGCAAAAUUGUGAUAAGGGGAUGGAUGUGAGGCCAAAUUCAGAGACACAGAAAGAGUGGUAAUGGAUAGAUGGGUGGAUGGAUAUAAAGAAAUUAACGUGAUUGGCAGCCAAAACAAACUAUGGCAUUUCCUACAAACAUUUUCAGCACCACUUGUCGGAAUCCUAAUUUGAGUUUCCCAAUCAAUCAACAGUUACAAAACUCAGACUCAAAGUCAAAUAGGGCUUAUGUGAAAUGCAGAAGAGUUGAAGAACAGGAUUGUGGGAUAUUGUGUGAAAGUUGCAGUGGCAUAGGAUGGGUUGUGUGUGAGUAUUGUAAAGGGGUUAAGACGAAUGUGAAAGGGGAGAAGAACAAGAUCUAUCGACGUUGCCCUUCUUGCAGAGCAAUUGGAAGCGUCUUGUGUUCAAAAUGUAAGGUCUAUAAAUGUGUCACAUUUCCAGACAUAAAUGAUGGCCUCCAAUGACCAAUGAUUCAUUUCAAUUUUAAACUAAUUUCAUGUCUCAAUUAUCUACUUCUUAAAUAUACUCUUUUCUUUUUAUAUCUUUGUGUGUUUCUUGUCUGAAAUCUUUUUCUGUUCGAGUAUCUCAUCAUGUACACAUACACAAUCGGAAAGUUUAACAAAAGUAUUCCAUUUCGAAUGUUUGUGUAAA